AUGCCCAAGUCAAUGCUGCGCUCCCUGUGCCGCCCGGGGAGCCGCCAGCCGCAGAGCAGCUCCGGAGGCAAGCUGCUGGGCUCAGCGGGCCCGAGGCCAGGGGCUGCCCUCCGUGUGGAGAGGAGCCCUGCUGCCUGCCUGCCCAACCCCUGCCAGCACCAGGGCAAGUGCCAGCUGCUGGAGGACAGUCUGCCAGUCUGCAGCUGCAAACCAGGCUUCACAGGGCCUCUCUGCCAAGAUGUGGUGAUGAAGUUGGCCUGCAAGGAGGAUCACAUGAAGAUGAUGGUGAGGAAGGAGGUGUUUGAGCACCUGAGAAUCCCCCUGGAGCUUGUCCACCUGAGGAGCAGAGCGUGCAGGGUGUCAGAGAGCAGGGAGGAGGGGCAGCUCUUCUGGGCAGCCACUCUCACAAGGGAGAACUACACUGCCUGUGGGUCACUGAUUCAGCAAAACAGCUCCCACGUGUCCUACUGCAACGGCAUCGAGUCCGAGUGGGCAGCAGGCACCGAAGUGAUCUCCAGGAGGGCUCAGCUGAGGGUGGAUUUCUCCUGCAUCUACACCUAUGAGGAGGUGGUGAAGCUGCCCUUUGCUCUCACUGCUGUGGACAAGCUGGUGCAGUUCGUGGUCAGAGAGGAACACAUCAACAUCAGCAUGAGGCUGUACAGGAGCCCUGCCUACCUCCAGCCCUAUCAGCUGCCCGCCACAGCCAUCCCCAUCACGGCCACCCUCUACGUCCUGCUGCGGGCGGAGGGACAGCAGCAGCUGCGGCACUUCCAGCUGAGCGCCGAGGAGUGCUGGGCCACGGCGAGCGCCGCUCCCGACGGCGGGCUGCGGCACAGCCUCAUCGAGGAGGGGUGCCCUCGGGACGAGACAGUGAGGCUGCUGAGUGCCAGUGGGGAGAGCACAGCUGCCAGGUUCAGCUUCCAGAUGUUUCGCUUCGUGGCUCAGCCGCAGCUGUUCCUGCACUGCCGAGUGCGGCUCUGCCCCCCGGCCGCCCUGCAGCCCUGUGCCAAGCAAUGCCCCAGGCUCAGGAGGAAGAAGAGGGCACUGGAGGAUGACUACAAUAAGGUUGUCUCCUAUGGCCCCAUCCUGCUGGCUGCUGGAGCAGGGACCCCUUCCAGCUCUGAGCAGCAGGACCUGAAGGGACCCAGCCCGUGGCUGCUCGGGGGCCUCAUCCUGCUGGGGGUGCUGGGGGCGCUGAGCACAGCUGCUGUGGCCAUCAGUGGCAGGCAGCAGCGAAGGGCUGACCCCCAAUAA
Molecule: messenger RNA, 1254 nt
Organism: Dryobates pubescens (Downy woodpecker)
Lineage: Eukaryota; Metazoa; Chordata; Aves; Piciformes; Picidae
Product: uromodulin
Exons: 8
Coding region: 1-1254 (417 amino acids)
Biological process (GO): neutrophil migration
Cellular component (GO): cell surface; apical plasma membrane
Source: RefSeq, a predicted model, not a curated record